AUGGAUAAUAGAGAAUUUUAUUUAGAUGUAAUAUAACGUCCAUCAACACCUUAUUUGAUAAUUUAAUCAAGACAUAAGAAGCAGAAGAAGUAAGAAAAAGCAGUUUUAGUUAUAUCAUUUUAAAAUGCUGAACCUAUUAAAAUAGUAUAGUUCUAAUAUAUUAUAUAGGGAAGAGGUCAUUAAUGUGAUAUAUAAAUCUCAGACAUUUCAGUAUCCAGAUUGCAUGCUUAUAUCAAAUAUUAAGAUGGACUUUUAUCAUUUUUGAUAAUAAAAGUAAAUUUGGACCUCUAGGCAAAUUAAUUCAAUCGUAUCAAAUUGAAUAACAAAAAGUAGACAUCUAAGUAAUACUAUUUAAUAUAAAAGGUUGGACGAACAGUCUUGA
Messenger RNA from Paramecium sonneborni, 382 nucleotides. Lineage: Eukaryota; Ciliophora; Oligohymenophorea; Peniculida; Parameciidae. The record is from the annotation of a GenBank genome assembly.